UUUUUAACCGAGUUUGAUACUAUACCUCAAGUGUCAGAAAACAAUGCAUUCAAAUAUCUUUCUUCCAGAUAUUGUGCACAUAAACUUCCUGAUCAAGUAUUAUUUUGGCUUAAUGAAUUACAAAAUGCAAUUGCUAACCUAUAUAUUAUUUUUAAAAAAGAACUUGUUGAAGCACAAUCAAUGCUAUGUAAUUACAAAUUUAUGAGUUUAAUUAAUAAUCUAAAACUUGGUUUAGAAAAAGCACAGGAAGGGUUCGUAAAAUGGAUGGAUUGUUGGACCCACUUACUCUUAACAGUAUGUUUGUUAGAUGGAAGUAAUGGCCCUGAUGUUUUUUUAAACCACCCAUUGAAUGUUGAAAUAACUGAUAUAUACUGA
Molecule: messenger RNA, 375 nt
Organism: Dentiscutata erythropus
Lineage: Eukaryota; Fungi; Glomeromycota; Glomeromycetes; Diversisporales; Gigasporaceae
Source: the annotation of a GenBank genome assembly